GCCAACUGCAUGUGCAACUCUUUCCCUCCAUAAUCGAGUUUAGGGUUUUUCUUUUCAAUUCGGCUUAAAGGCACCAUUCCCUGAUUUUUAAAAUUUUAAAACAAGCACGUAUUGCUCUUUUCUCUUUCUGUAGAUAAUUUCUCUCUUUCGAUGUUUUUUUCAUGAGAAUUUACUCCAACAAGAAAAAAAAAGAUCAAUCCAGAAGCAAUGGCGGAGGAUGUUCCUUGCAUCCCCGAGUCAAGUGUUGCGGACGCGCCAGUGGAGGAUGUCCGAGUCUCAGCCUGCUGUCAAGUGUGGAAAAAUAAAUAUUCAAAAGCAGAAAGGGGGCGAGUUUGUCUAAAGCAAGCAGUUCGUAUACUGGAAAAAGGAUGUGAUAAUAUUCAAGCCCAGAAUUUGGCUCUCAAGCAAGCAUAUGAAGAAGAGCUGGAACGAACUAAGGUAGAAAAAGAGGGCAGAGAAAAAGAAUCGACUUUAAGAGUUUCAUUAGAGAAUGAAUUAUCUGUCCUGAAGUCUGAGAUAUCCAACUUAAAGCAAAAAGGACUUUCAGACAGUGACAAUAAAAUUGAAGAAAUAAAGAUUCUUAAAGCUUGUCUUUCUGAAAGGGAUAAGGAAAUAAGCUGGCUCAAGGAGCUUGUUGAGAAAGAGAAGAAGAGGGCUGAUAUGGAGAAGAAAAAAGCUACUGAUGCAUCAGUACAUGCUACAACUGAGAAAGGUAAGCCUGGUGAAGAACAUGGGCUAAAGCAAUUGGAGGCACCAAUGAAAGAGGUUAGUGAAGCAAAAUCCAAGUUGGCUUCAGAGAAGUCAAAGUUGGAUGAGGAAACUAAGAAGCUAGAAGAAGAGAAAAAGAAGGCAGAUGAAGAAAGAAAACUUGUUUGAUUUAGAAAUGGCUAAAGCAAGGGAGUUGAGGAAGA
Messenger RNA from Hibiscus syriacus, 911 nucleotides. RefSeq names its product stress response protein NST1. The transcript is spliced from 4 exons. Lineage: Eukaryota; Viridiplantae; Streptophyta; Magnoliopsida; Malvales; Malvaceae. The record is from RefSeq and is a predicted model, not a curated record. The coding region runs from base 208 to 876 and encodes 222 amino acids.